Teleopsis dalmanni is the source of this 508-nucleotide messenger RNA. RefSeq lists its product as uncharacterized. The record is from RefSeq and is a predicted model, not a curated record. The transcript is spliced from 2 exons. The coding region runs from base 65 to 379 and encodes 104 amino acids. NCBI's taxonomy places the organism in Eukaryota, Metazoa, Arthropoda, Insecta, Diptera, Diopsidae.
GUUUUAAAACAAUUUUGCAGCAGAAAUUAAUACAUUUUUAAACACAUUUACCAAAAACAUUAAAAUGUAUCAUAUUAUUCAAAAGUUGAUCCGAAUUAGAGAGGAACAUCCACAAAUUUACAAAAGAACUGAGAGAUUAUUCCAAGAACAUACAAAACUAAGUCAAGGGUUGACUUUGGUGGAAGUUCGAGAAAAAUAUCUAAAAAUGUAUAAUGAAGUGUUCCCAAUUUCACCGGAUGAAAAUAUUAUGGUGGAGUUUCUGCUUAGCAUACAUUUAAUGUCAACCCACCGAAAACGCGGUGCAAGUCAAAUAUUUUAUUUGGCUGAACCAAAAAUUGAUAUAGUAUCCUUCAUCCGUGACACUAACUAUACCGAAUAAUGGUACUGAGUACCCGUAUAUUACAUAAAUCUACUUUAUUCACCACUUUAUUCAGACUUCUUAUUAUAUCUGAUGUAUAAAUAUUGUGCUUUGCAUAAUAUUAAAGAUUAAUAAAAAUUUUUUUUAAUA